AUGUCCAAGGAAUUUCAGUUACAGCUAAUACGCAAAACACUUAGCGAACUUGGCCAGUUCCUGGCUGUGGAAGAAUUAGCGAAAAACUCUCCUCCUUCAGAAUGGAAAGAGAACUCAUUUUGGGUGCUUUCCACAGCUAUAAAAGAGAAUCUAGCUGUGGGAAACUAUGCAGCUAUCCUUUCACUAUUCCUGUCUUCUCCUGAUGAAUUCACGUUUGAUACCGCUCUAAGCUCUGCGUUGGAGCAUAUCUCAUCCAGCCUUCGAAGUAUCGCUCUUUAUUUGACAACGAGAACACAGUUUUUGGAGAAGGUACUUCUGUCUGCUUUUGGGCACGAACCCGUUUCGGCACAAGAUCUUGUUCAUUUCCUUCAAAACCUGGUCGCAUCAGCAUAUAACAAGCUUGACCUACUGGGAUAUUCUGGUCCGCUUGCAUCAAAACUUACACGGGAAAAGGAAGGUUCUAUAUUAUUACCUUUAACAAUGACUAAUCUUUCUCCCGAAAAUGCAAUUAAGGUGCUUGAUCCCACAGUUGUACUCACAAAGGACCUGACUAUGAAUGACUUGGAUACACCAAAGUUUUCUGCUUAUGCACAUUGUUUGCGAAACUCGUUGUUAUCACUCUUACAAGAACUUUUCCAGCCCUUGAAUACAAAGGAUGGAAAUCAUUUCGAGAUUCCUGACAAUUGUCUUGCCGAUUUGAUUCAUGAUGCUCUACUUUACAGAUCAUCCCAUAAUAUCUUCUAUUUGCCGCCUAGAACUCAACCUUUAGAUGCAAAGGAUUGGCCUCUUCGCUUAUUGGAUUCUGGCUCCCAGCAUGCUUCUAGGAAUGAUCUUCCCAUUAGUCUCUUGCACACCCUUUCAGAGCACUCAGAUGAGGUUUGGUUCACAAGGUUCUCCCCGCUGGGCCGUUUCCUAGCUACAGGAUCUCUUGACGGUACAUGUAUCAUAUACGAUGUUGUGAACGGAUUUAAAGUGGUGGCUACGCUUGACGCUACGGCUGAAAACGAAGAUCUUGUUUUUCUUGCUGGAAGCCAUAAACCAGAUCUCGAUAAGAAGAAGGGUAUCAUAUACUUAUGCUGGGAACCUUAUGAGCGGUACAUUGUUACAUGUUGUCUUGAUACAGUGAUUCGUAUUUGGAAAAUCGAGAACCUUCACAUUCACAAACGUAUGGCGACACCAGUGGGUGGCUCCAAACCUGCUUCCUUAGUGACUUGUUUUACUUUGGGAGAAAGAAUGCGCACCUGGCCUUGUCAAUUUCUUAACUACGAGAAAGAAUUAAGCCCACACUUUAUUGUUGGUUCUCCCGACAAAGUAUUAAAGGUAUUUGCAAUAGAUGGGUCAGAAGUUUUAGAUUUUUACAGUGAUGCAGAUGAGCGGCUGGCGAUAUUGGAGCACCAACCAUCUUCUGCUAGUGGUUCUAUAUCGUCUGCCAGUGAGACAGGUGAAACCAAAUCGGAGACGCCGAAGAAAGAAGAGCUGUACACAUCGAACAGCAUAAGCCAAUUCAAUCGCAUUAAUGAUUUUUCAAUAACACCUAAUGGCAAGGUCUUGAUUACAGCAAAUAACGACAAGCAAGUCCAUUUCUACAAAAUUCCAAACAUGUUUGAUCCAGCCGCAACCACAGCUUUGAUCGCUCUGUUAACUCUUAAUGGAAGAUUGACAUCCUGUUCCGUCUCUGCUAGUGGCCAAUACCUCUUAUUAAGUGUGGCCCCAGAAGAACUUCAAGUGUGGGAUAUAUCGCCUCUACAAAAGUUUGAGAAACCAUUUUUAAAGCAAAAAUUUUUGGGCCAGAGCCAGGCGAUAUACAUGGUUCGAUCUUGUUUUGGAUACUUAAAGACCUCCGAUCGAAAAGAAGAAUUGGUUUUAAGCGGAAGCGACGACGGUUACAUUUAUAUUUGGAAACUCGAGACUGGACAGUUUGUGACACGAGUUAAAGGUCACCAUGGGUUAUGCAACUCAGUUGAUUGGAAUCGCUUCUACGUGCCGGAGGACUCGUCAGCCAUUGACUAUGGCACCUAUUGGAGUUCCGUUGGUGAUGAUAAGCUCGUCAAAAUUUGGGGUCCCCUGUCUUAA
Molecule: messenger RNA, 2073 nt
Organism: Clavispora lusitaniae ATCC 42720
Lineage: Eukaryota; Fungi; Ascomycota; Pichiomycetes; Serinales; Metschnikowiaceae
Product: glucose-induced degradation complex subunit
Biological process (GO): proteasome-mediated ubiquitin-dependent protein catabolic process
Cellular component (GO): GID complex
Molecular function (GO): protein binding
Source: RefSeq, a predicted model, not a curated record